Messenger RNA from Fonsecaea erecta, 3228 nucleotides. RefSeq lists its product as hypothetical. NCBI's taxonomy places the organism in Eukaryota, Fungi, Ascomycota, Eurotiomycetes, Chaetothyriales, Herpotrichiellaceae. Gene Ontology annotation, cellular component: nucleus; U2-type spliceosomal complex; catalytic step 2 spliceosome. The record is from RefSeq and is a predicted model, not a curated record. Gene Ontology annotation, biological process: mRNA splicing, via spliceosome. The coding region runs from base 1 to 3228 and encodes 1075 amino acids. The transcript is spliced from 4 exons.
AUGGCUGCCGCUGCGAAGCCGACCAAAAAUCAGCUCAAGCGAGCAAAGAAGAAGGCCGAGAGGGAGAAGAAAAAGGUUGGCACUGAAUCAACCCCUGAAACCGCCGUCACAAAUGGAGCAUCCGCGAAGCCCGAACCAGAAGAAGAACAAACGGUGGCCUCGAAUGCGGGAAAGAUCACAUCAGAAGACGUGCGCAAUGGUGGCGCCCUCGCCGAACCACUCAUUGUUGAUGACGGAAAUCCUCUGUUUGAUAUGUACAAAGACGUGAUGGGAAAAUUCGAAGAUGCGGAUAAGGAAGAUGCCACAUUGAAGGAACCCGCGAAGCCAGAGGUGUACUUUGACGAUGAUGACGAUAUUCCAGAUGAAGACGAAGAGAACGCCGCGCCAAAGAUCUCCAAGAAAAAGAAGAAAGAGAUGACAAAGUUGUCUGUUGCAGAACUGAAGGCUCUUGUUCAGAAGCCUGAGAUGGUGGAAUGGACAGACACCUCUGCGUCUGAUCCCAGGUUGUUAGUCCAUAUCAAGUCGUAUCGGAACGUCGUCCCCGUACCGAAUCAUUGGUCUCUCAAGAGAGAGUAUCUCUCGUCGAAACGAGGUAUCGAAAAGCCGCCGUUCGCGCUGCCGAAAUUCAUCCAAGAAACAGGUAUCGCAGAAAUGCGGGACGCGAUCCUGGAGAAGCAAGAGAAUGCCACUUUGAAGCAGAAACAACGGGAGAGAGUACAAGGGAAGACGGGCAAGCUCGACAUUGAUUACCAGAAACUCUACGAUGCGUUCUUCAGAUUCCAGACCAAACCGGAGUUGACGAGGUAUGGCGAGGUCUACUAUGAGGGCAAGGAGUUUGAAACAAACUUACGGCACUUACGACCCGGGGAGUUAUCUGAUGAAUUGAAGGAAGCGCUGAAUAUGCCCCCUGGGGCACCUCCUCCGUGGUUGAUCAAUAUGCAGAGAUACGGACCGCCUCCGUCGUAUCCAGCUCUCAAGGUACCCGGCGUCAAUGCCCCUCCUCCCCCUGGUGCAAGCUGGGGGUUUGCCCCGGGACAAUGGGGCAAACCGCCUGUUGAUGAAGCGACGAACAGACCUCUUUACGGUGGCGACAUCUUCGGUGUGCUCCAGCAGCAACUGAACGCUCAGCAAGGCGAACCUGUCGAGAAAGAACUGUGGGGCGAGUUGCAAGAGCAAGAAGAGUCCGAAGAGGAAGACGACGAGGAAGACGACGAGGAGGACGAUGAAGAGGAAGGCGGAGCUGGGCUCGACACUUCGACCGGUUUGGAGACACCCAGCGGCAUGACUUCUGCCGUGCCCACUGAGAUUGGCGGCACGGAAACCGUCUCUGAAUUUGACCUGCGGAAACGCCGAGGCACGGAAACCGAAGAAUCGUCUCAUCCGCGUUCAGCCUACCAAGUCAUUCCAGAACGCCAGUCUCGUGUUGAGGGCUUCUUUGGCGGUGACAGGGUCUACGAUCUCAAGGCUGCUCAACAACAAUCCACGACUAGUGUUCCUCUUCUAGGACAAGAUGAUACGUCUCGCAAACGGAAGAAGCCCGGUGAUGUCGACGUGUCAAUGGAUCCAGAUGCCCUUGCCGCCCAUGACGGGAUGGACAAAGAAGAAUUACGUCGGGCGUACGAGCAAGGUCGCCAAGGCGAUCGCCCGCACCUCGAGACCGAGGACAUCGAGAACGAGAUUUGCAUCCAGACGUCGAGUACUUCGGUGAAGGAGAAAGCUACCGGCCAGGUGGCUCAGGAGGCGACAAUUCAUACAGACCCCCCAAUCGUGAUCGUGACCGUGACCGGGAGCGGUUUGCCGCAGACUCAUGGACGGCUGACAGAAGAGAUGGGCGGCGGGAUGAUCGAAGAGAUGAUGUCGACUCCUACGUACCAAACACGAGUACAAGGUCUGCAAGACCACGAAGUCGAUCCGCAGCCUUUCGUCGACGCUCACGCAGUCCACCUAAUAGAAGAGAAGAUUUAUUUGCUAAUAGACGUUCACCCCCUCGCCGAUUCUCCCCACGAAGAUCGCCAACACGGAGAAGAUCAAGGUCUCCGCCCGUUGCGAGAACUCGAAGUCCACCGGAGGCGAAGAGGUACAGAGAGUUUUCCCCCGACCCUGCACGGCGCUCCCCAAAACGCGAACGACGAUUUUCCCCGGAACGGAGCCGCUUACGCGAACGGUCACCCAUCAGGAAUUCUCCAAGAGGAGGUGAGAGUUACAGACCCAGGUCGAGAACGCCGCCGCGCCGAAGGCAGCACGAUAACUGGGUCGUCUCCUCCUAUUCAUCCAGACCGUGCGAGUUUGACAGGCUCUCAACCGAGAUCACCAGUACAUCCCACUCGAGAUCCUUACGACAAUGUCGACUCCGCUGGCUUUCGAGGCAGAUCCCCAGCUGUACCUUCAGCCUCAGAUGGUGACCAACGUUCUCGAGAACCUGAUGUGAGCCCACCGCGAGACGAGGUACGGGCGAACGGUGAGAUCCGCCAACCGCCCUCUGGUCCUAGCAGUUAUCGAAAUGGGAACUACGAAAGGCCUCCGCCCACAGGGCCCUCACGCAGUUUCAGUCAACCCAUUCAGUCCCCACCUACCGGCCCUGCGGCAUCGAUGUCCAUGUCCGCUCACAAUCGUGGCGGAGGCGCCUCCGCACUCAACGCCCCUACUCGACCUCGUGGUUCUGUGGGCAGAUUUGACGGUGUCUCUUCUCGAGAUUUAUCGGGCCCUCCAAUGCGUGGCCGAGGCGGCUUACCAUUCAGAGGCCCCGCACCUUUCGGACCGAGAGGAGGCUCUUAUGGACGCGGGAGUGACUUUGGCUCAAGCAGCCGCGGUGACUAUGGUGGAGGAUCCAGCUACCGUGGCGGGUUUGGACGAGGUGGCCCUGUUGGAGGUGAGGCCACGUUCCCGUUUCGAGGUAACAGCAGUACCAGCACUACAUACCCUCGUACACAACGCUUCAACGCCGCGCAACAACAUCUCGCCACCAACGAGAAGAUCGUGCCGGGAGGGAAACUACUCCCCUCUGGCCUCCCCCCUGACCAAGAAAAGCGGAUCAAGAUGCUCGAGGCAGAAGCCGAACGAAUUCGGAGCGAGAUUUCAGAGAAGCAGAAGCUCAAGCGCGAAGUACUGAAUGAAUGGGAUGUCAGGGAAAGAGAGAGCGAGAGAGAGGCGCUGCGUAGUGACCUCGCAGAACAGCACUUGCAGCAGCUGAUGGAAGGGGAUGAUGGAAUUGGAAGAGCGGCAUUCUAG